AGUUGAACAGCUCGCGAGGAGGGGUGUCUGUGGAGAAGCAACCUUGGUCAUGGACCAACCGACCGGCCUGCAAGUCGACUACGUCUUCCGGGGUGUGGAGCAUGCCGUUCGGGUGGUGGUUUCUGGGCAGGUGCUGGAGCUGGAGGUGGAAGAUCGGAUGACGGCUGACCAGUGGCGGGGAGAGUUCGACGCCAGCUUCAUUGAAGAUUUGACUCACAAGACGGGGAACUUCAAACAGUUCAACAUCUUCUGUAACAUGCUGGAGUCAGCCCUCACCCAGAGCAGUGAGUCGGUCACCCUCGACCUGCUGACCUACACUGAUCUGGAGUCCCUGCGGAACCGCAAGAUGGGGGCCCGCCCAGGCCCUUUGGCCCCAAGAUCGGCCCAACUCAACUCCAAGCGCUACCUGAUCCUCAUCUACUCUGUGGAGUUUGACAGGAUUCACUACCCACUGCCCCUCCCAUACCAGGGCAAGCCGGAUCCUGUGGUUCUGCAGGGCAUCAUCCGCUCACUGAAGGAGGAACUGGGCCACCUUCGAGGGCUGGGGGGCCAGGAGACUCGGGACACCCGGGAGGCAGAGAUCUGGCACCUCCGGGAACAGGUGUCCCGCCUGUCCUCAGAGAAGCGCGAGCUGGAGGUACAGCUGGGCCGCUCCCGCGAGGAGGUGUUGGCAGGCCGGGCGGCGCGCCAGGAGGCAGAGGCGCUGCGCGGGCUGGUGCGCGGUUUAGAGCUGGAGCUGCGCCAGGAGCGCGGUGUCGGCCGCCCAGCGAUCCGCCGUGGCCAGGAUUGCCGCCGCCUGACCAAGGAGCUCGAGGAAGUGAGGGCGUCUGAGCGGAACCUGCGUGCGCGGCUGAGGACCCUCAACAGCGAGCUGGCUCAGUACAAGAGAGGGAGACGGACUCCGCCGGUGGCUCCACCUUCAGUCCGGGAGGACCGCGCCAUGUCGUCCCGGGAACGCUCCACGUCUCGUGGCCGCGGUGCCACUCGCUCCUCAUCACGGGAGAGUGGCCGUGGGGGCCGGGGUAGGGGCCGCCCCACCCACCCAUCUCCCUCGCCUACAGGUGUUCGCCCGACUCGUUUCGACCCCACAGCCUUUGUGAAAGCCAAGGAGAAGAAGCAGCGAGAGCUCAAGAUGAAGCAGCAGCAGCGGAACCGAUUGGGCAGUGGAGGCAGUGGGGAUGGUCCAACGAGUUCAUGGUCUCGUCAGGCCCGGCCCCCUGCCACCGUGACCGGCCGAGGGGACGCGGCUAACCGGUCCCGAAACCGCAGCUCAUCGGUGGACAGUUUUCGCAGUCGCUGCUCAUCCGCCAGCUCCUGCAGCGAGCUAGAGGAUUUCUCCGAGUCGCUCUCCAGAGGAGGCGUUCGCCACCGCAGGAAACUUCCCAGCCCCUCAACCUGGAAUAGGUCCAACACGAAGUCCAACCCCCUGGAACAGGGGAAUCAUCAAAGACGCCUGGGCAAUUCUGGGGGAUGGGUCCCCAUUAGAGCCCCCUACUUGCAUGCCCACCCCUCAGAUCACCAGGCAGCUGACAUAGCUGAAAUUGACGCCCGCUUGAAGGCCUUGCAGGAAUACAUGAACCGGCUGGACACGCGGCCCUGA
This is a messenger RNA of Chrysochloris asiatica (Cape golden mole), 1600 nucleotides long. It is a transcript of the gene CCDC61, whose product is annotated as coiled-coil domain containing 61. The record is from RefSeq and is a predicted model, not a curated record. NCBI's taxonomy places the organism in Eukaryota, Metazoa, Chordata, Mammalia, Afrosoricida, Chrysochloridae. The transcript is spliced from 15 exons. Bases 50 to 1600 code for a protein of 516 amino acids. Gene Ontology annotation, cellular component: centrosome.